Messenger RNA from Cucumis sativus (cucumber), 7080 nucleotides. RefSeq names its product protein NETWORKED 1D. The transcript is spliced from 5 exons. Gene Ontology annotation, cellular component: plasma membrane. Bases 529 to 6756 code for a protein of 2075 amino acids. NCBI's taxonomy places the organism in Eukaryota, Viridiplantae, Streptophyta, Magnoliopsida, Cucurbitales, Cucurbitaceae. The record is from RefSeq and is a predicted model, not a curated record. Gene Ontology annotation, molecular function: actin filament binding.
GUCGGGUUUUUCCUUUGCUUUAAGCCCAGUAUUCGUCUCUUUGCCACUUCUUUCUACCAAAAGCUGCCAUAGUACAACCAACAAGCCAAUAAUAACAACACUCUCAAAAUUCAAGAAAAGCUUACCUCAAUUUGAGGGCAAUACAGGGAAGCAAGAACAAGGAAGAAAGAAAGAAAGAAAGCAAAUAAAAAACAGGGUUUACAGAGAAACAGAGAGAGAUCUGUGAGUAUUAGCCAUGGGGUGAAAGAUAUGCUAUAGCAGCUGAAGCUGAUUUUUAGUCACAGCUGCUGAUCCCAGACCCAUAUGCCAAAUUUUGUUUGUAUUCUUCUUUGAUUUCCCAUCUGUUUUUAUCAGCUAUUUUGUUCAAAUUCUAUCCUCAAACUUCCAUUUGCUUCCUCCCGUGUAGAUUCUGGACCUUGGUUUUGUUGAUCAGGUUGAUUAGGUAGAAGAGGCCAAACGUCAAGUCAAAGAAUUUGGCACUUGGAGUUAUUUGAAACUUGAAAGUGUUCGUUCUGUUUGGCUGAAGUCAUGACGACUACUUCGCGUACAAAUUCUCGGCGAAUGUAUUCAUGGUGGUGGGAUAGUCACAUUAGCCCAAAAAAUUCUAAGUGGCUUCAAGAAAAUCUUACAGAUAUGGAUGUCAAAGUAAAACAGAUGAUCAAGCUUCUUGAAGAGGAUGCAGAUUCCUUUGCAAGGAGGGCUGAGAUGUACUACAAGAAGCGACCGGAACUUAUGAAAUUGGUUGAAGAAUUCUACCGGGCGUACCGUGCACUUGCAGAAAGAUAUGACAAUGCAACUGGGGUGCUUCGCCAAGCUCAUCGUACCAUGGCUGAAGCAUUUCCUAACCAAGUACCGUUUGAUGAUUCGCCUGCAGGUUCGGGUAAUGAGUGUGAUCCACGGACGCCUGAGAUGCCACCACCAAUACGUGCUCUUUUUGAUCCAGAUGAAUUGCAAAAGGAUGGCUUGGGGCUUUCACCCCAAUCUGGUGCUGGCAGAAGAAAUGGAGCAUUUACUGAAGAAUCGAACUUAGUUACAGGUCGGAGGGGUUUGAAGCAGUUUAAUGAUAUUUUUGGUUCUGGGGAAGGAAGAGCAAAGAAAGGCCUCAAUUUUCAUGAUAUGGAGGAGAAUGAGCGAAAUGGGGGGAACAAUCACAAGGUUUCAACUACUGAGGCAGAGAUUUUAGCCUUAAAGGAGGCUCUGGCUAAAUUAGAAGCUGAGAAGGAAGCUGGUCUACUUCAAUAUCAGCAGAGUCUCGAUAAGUUGUCUAAUCUCCAGUCAGAAGUCUCUCGUGCACAAGAGGAUUCUGAAAGACUCAAUGAUCGAGCCUCUAAAGCUGAAAUUGAAGCUCAGAAUUUGAGGGAAGCUCUCAGCAAAAUAGAGAGUGAACAGGAAGCUAGUCUGAUGAAGUAUCAACAGUGCCUGGACAAAAUAUCCGGUUUGGAGAGUACUAUCUUUGACAUUCAAAAAGGUGCGGAAGAGCUCACUGAGAGAGCAGGUAAAGCAGAAAAGGAAGCUGAAAGUCUGAAGCAAGGACUUGCUGAAGUAGGAGCUGAAAAGGAAGCAGUACUUGUUCAAUAUAGAGAGAGUUCAGAAAUGAUAUUGAAACUACAGGAGAAACUUCUUCAUGCAGAGGAAAGUUCCAGAAGAUACAAUGAACUAGCUGACAAAGCUGAAAGUGAGUUGAUAAUCCUUAAGCAAACAAUCGAAAAAUUAACUGAAGAAAAGGAAGCUGCUGCUGUCCAGUACAUUCAGUGUUUGGAGAAGAUUUCAAGUCUUGAAUAUAGACUUUCUUGUGCUGAAGAAGAGGCUGAAAGGCUGCAUCGCGAAAUAGAUGAUGGGGUUUUAAAGUUAAGAAGUGCUGAAGAGAAGUGUCUUUCAUUGGAGACAUCGAAUGUGGCUCUGCAGUCGGAGUUGGAGUCUUUGGUACUGAAAAUGGGGUCACAAAAUCAAGAACUCACCGAGAAUCAAAAAGAACUGGGAAGACUUUGGAAUUGCAUUCAGGAUGAGCAUUUGCGGUUUGUUGAGGCUGAGACUGCUUUCCAAACUUUGCAAGAUUUGCAUUCUCAGACCGAAGAAGAAUUGCGAUCUCUUGCUGCGGAGCUUCAGAACAGGUCACAAAUUUUAAAGAACCUGGAAAUUCAAAAUCAGACUUUGAUUGCUGAAGUUCAAGAGGUUAAGAAUGAAAACGGGAAACUGGAUGAGCUUAAUAUGUCUUCAGCAAUGUCAAUAAAAAACUUGCAAGAUGAGCUGUCAAGCUUAAGGGAGAAGAUAAGUAAACUUGAAGCGGAGGUUGAACAUCGAACAAAUGAAAGAAAUGCUCUUCAGCAAGAGAUCUACUGUCUGAAAGAGGAGAUUAAUGACUUGAAUAAGAAAAAUGCGGCUAUAAUGGAGCAGGUGGAAUCUACUGGCUAUAGUCUAGACUGCUUUGGCACAUCUGUUAAGGAACUGCAAGAUGAAUAUUCAAAGAUAAAGGAGACCUGUGAGACAGAGAAAAAUGAGAAAGUAGCUCUCUUGGAGAAGUUGAUAAUUCUUGAGAAACUUGUUGAGAAAAAUGCCUUCUUAGAAAAUUCCAUUUCUGAUAUGAGUGUUGACUUGGAAGAGACCAAGGAGAGGGUAAAGAUGUUAGAGGAAUCUUGUCAAUCUCUGUUGGGAGAGAAAUCAACUCUUUCCUCUGAGAAGGUUGCCCUGAGUUCUCAGCUACUGAUUACAACUAAAAAUCUGGAGGAACUCUCAGAAAAAAAUUUACUUCUUGAGAACUCAUUUUCUGAUGCAAUUGCUGAACUUGAAGCAUUGAAGUUGAAAUCAAAGGAUCUAGAAGAUUCCUGCCAAUUGCUGGGUCAACAGAAGUCUGAUCUCGUUACAGAGAGAGAAAGCUUACUCUGUCAGUUGGAUACCACCAAUAACACUCUUGAAGAUCUGGAUAAAAGAUACCGUGAGUCAGUAGAGAAACAUUCAGUGGUUGCCAACGAAAGAGAAUCUGCAUUUUGUGAAAUAUUAAAGUUGAAGGCUCAUUUGGAUGCUGAAAAACAAGCUCAUACUAGUUCUAUUGAAAUCAGUAAGAAACAACUAGCUGGUGUGGAGUCGCAGAUGCACCUAUUACACGAAGAAUGUGAUCAAUGGAAGAAGGAAUAUGAGAAUGAAACAGACAAGGCUUUACAUUCCCAGUUUGUGAUUUUCAUCUUACAGCAUUGUAUGCAAGAUAUGAAGGAUAAUAAUCUCUCUUUACUUCAAGAGUCUCAAAAACUUUUCGAGGCAUCUGAGAGGUCGAAAGAAGCAAUCUCUGAAUUAGAGCUAAAAGAUAUUGAAAGGCUUGGGGAGGUUAAAUCCUUCAUUGAGAAGAAUAAACUUCUGAGGACAGGGCUUCAACAGGUACUGAGAACUCUUGACAUCCAUGCGUACCCUGAGUUUGAUCAAGAGAUUGAGCAAGAUCAAACACUUCUGAACCAUAUUUUUGUCAAAAUUCAGGAGAAACAGAAUUCUUUAAGUGAAAUUUAUGAUGAAUACUAUCAGUUAUUGAUUGAGAAAUCUAUUACUGAAAAGUUCCUUCUGCAACUGAAAAAUGAAGCUGCAAACAUUUUGAUUGAAAGAGAUACACUUGAUCAGGAGCACAAAUUCCAAUCUGAAGAGAUCUUGAUUCUUCAGAGUAGAAUUCUGCAGUUGAAUGAAGAGUUGGGGUUAAAAGUAAUUGAAGCCAACCAAAAAGAACAAGCUCUCAAGACGGAAAUGGAAAAUGUCUGCAGGAAUUUGCAUAAUGUGGAGGAAUCUUACCAGGUUUUACAGGUAGAGAAUUCCAAGGCUCUUGAUGAGAAAACAUAUUUGGCAAACGAAGUCUUAGGCUUAGAAAAACAGAGAUGUCAAUUGGAAGAAGAGAACAGUGAAAUGUUCGAUGAAACAAUAUUUCAAAGUCAACUUUUUUUCAUUUGUAAAGAUAUUAUCUCUGAAAUGCUUGAAGAAAUGAGAAAGCUUGCUGAGUUUAGGGAUAAACUCCAGUUUAUAAAUAAUGACCUCGAAGAAAGAGUGAAAGAAAUGGAGAGAAAAUUGGGACAUGAACAAACGAUUAACUUAGAACUUGCAAUGUUCUUGGAGAGGUCACGCAGUGAAGCUGAAAAUUAUUUGACAGAGAAGAAUACACUUGAUCAGGAGCAUAGGAACCAGUCUGAACGGUAUUUGACCCUUCUGGCUGAGAUGCAGAAACUUUUAGAGCUGAAUGAGGAAUUGAGGUUGAAAAUAGUGGAGGGAAACCAUAAAGAAGAAGCACUAACGACUGAAAUGGAGCAUGUAUGCAAGAAACUGCAGAAUUUGGAAGAGGAUUACCAGUUUCUACAAGAUGAGAGUUGCAAGGCAAACGAAGAGAAAUUAUCUUUUUCGAAGGAAAUCCUAGAAUUGAGAAAAGAGAAGGAAGAAUUAGAAGAAGUAAACAUUAGUAUGUUUACUGAAAGACUAUUUCAAAGUGAACUCUCCUUUGUUUACAAGGACGCUGUCGUAGAAAAUCUUGCAGAACUGAGAAAGCUUACUGAAUCUUUGGAUGAACUUCACUGCAGAAAUAAUGACCUUGAGCUGAGAUUGGAAGAAACGUUGGCCAAGUUGGGAGCUGUGCAAACAAACAAUUUAGAACUCAUGAAUUCCUUGGAAAAGUCACAGUGUGAGGCUGAAAAUUAUUUGAUGGAAAGGAACACUCUUGACCAGGAGCUUAGCAAUCAGUCUGAAUUGAAUUCAGCACUACAGAGUAAGAUGGAGAAACUUCUGGAGUUGAAUGAAGACAUGGGCCUGAAAUUAAUAGAAAGCAAUCAGAAGGAAGAAUUACUAAUGACUGAAAAGGAGAAUGUAUGCAAGAAGCUGCAAGAUUUGGAAGGGGCUUAUCAGAUAUUACAUGCCGAGAACUACAAGGCUCUUGAGAAGGAGAAGUCCUUGACAAAUGAAAUCUUAGGCUUGAGGAAAGAUAAACAUGAAUUAGAAGACGAAAACAUUAAUAUGUUUGGUGAAACAAUAUUUCAAAGCCAACUUUCCUUUGUUUACAAGGAUAUAGUGUCUGAAAAUCUUCAAGAACUGAGAAAUUUCGUUGUAUGUAUGAAUAAUCUCCAGUCCACAAAUAAAGACCUUGAAGAGAGAGUAAAAUUAAUGGAAGGAAAGUUGAGAGAUGAACAAACAAAGAGCUUUGAGCUCAUUGAGUCCUUGGAGAGGUCAGAAUGUGAGAUUCUGAAAUUAGAAACAAUGAUAAGCUUGAAGGAAAAUGAAAAGUUGGAGCUCCACCAAAUGAAGAUCAAUGAAGUUAAAUCAUGGGAAAAACAGGCUGCCACAUUUUUUGGUGAACUACAGAUCGCUGCAAUUUGUCAAUCAAUAUUUGAAGGCAAGAUUCAUGAGCUAGCAGAAGCAUGUGAGAACCUUCAAGACAGAAAUACUUCAAAAGAUGUAGAAAUUGAACUGCUGAAGGAAAAAGUUAGUAGUUCAGAAGGAGAAAAUGGAAGAAUGAAAACUCAGUUGGCUGCAUAUGUUCCAGCUAUUCAAACCUUGAGGGAUUCUAUAAGUUCUCUUGAAAAGCAUGCUAUUUCCCCAACAAGAACGCAAAAAGUUGACGAACAAGAAGUGAAGGAAUCUAGUUCUUUAAAUCCCCAGCAUCCUGAAAGCUUCCAGCAGCCAGAUGAUGAUGAAGUUCAGAAUGAUGGUUCAGUUGAGCUGCAAGAUUUGAAUAGGAGGAUUCAAGCUAUUGAAGUAGCAUUUGAAGUAUUUGAGAGCCAGACUACGUUAGAGAAGUUUAAUACCAAUGCCAAGCUAGAGAGAGCGAUGAAGGAGGUUGAAGACCUAAAAUCUGGCCGAGAACGUAGUCGUGUGACCAAGGACAAAUCAACACAUCAUGGAUAUAAUAGGUCACAUUCGAAGUCUGAAAUUUCUGAAGCAGGAAAUGAAGUUUUGACAAAAGAUAUCCUACUCGAUCGGGUUUCUGACCAUUCAUCAUAUGGAAACAGUCGAAGAGAAACUGCUGUGGCUGGUGAUCGGAUGCUUCAUCUAUGGGAAUCAACUGAUCAAGAUGGCAGCUACAAUCGGGCGGUUGGCAAAGCUCCUAUGAUAGCAAGCUCAUCUUCCGAGUACCACCGGGUUGGAUCAACCAGGAGACGAAGUAGCAAGCACCCUUCAAACGAAUCAUUGGUUGAGAAGGAACUGGGUGUGGAUAAACUAGAGAUCUCCAGGAGACAUUCUGAACUCCCUCAAGAAGGAAACAAGAGAAGGAUUUUAGAAAGACUAGAUUCUGAUGCUCAGAAAUUGGCAAAUCUUCAAAUAACUGUACAAGAUUUGAAGAAGAAAAUGGAUGUUACAGAGAAGAGCAAGGUAGAAAAAGGUAUUGAAUAUGAUACAGUGAAGGAACAAGUAGAAGAAGCCGAAGAAGCCAUCACCAAAUUGUAUGAGAUGAACGUUAAACUCACAAAGAAUGUUCAAGAUAGUUUUAUGGCUGCUGAUGUAGGCUCAUCAACAUUGGAGCCAGAGGACAAUGACAUUGUCCAAAGUAGGCGAAUUUCAGAACAAGCACGGAGAGGAUCGGAGAAGAUUGGGCGGUUGCAGUUGGAGUUGAAGAAGCUACAGUUUCUAAUAAUGAAACUAGAUGGUGAAAGGGAGACCAAAGGCAAAAGCAAAGUAUCCGAUAGGAGUCCGAGAGUUCUUUUAAGGGAUUAUCUUUACGGUGGGACGAGAACAAAGCAGAAGCAGAAGAAGAAGAAGGCACCUUUUUGUGGUUGUGUGAGACCUCCAACAAAGGGUGACUGAGGCAUUGAUUUUAAUAUGAGAGAUAAUGAUUUUAGUUGAAUGAAAAGGAUGUUAAUUGGUUCAUCAUUUAUCAAAUUUUCUUGUAGAGAGGUUCUUAUCGAACUGUAUGUUCUUAGCUCUGUUUGUAUAGAGGUUUUAUGUUACAUUAGUUUUGAGAUUAUGCAGUACAUGAAAGGCAGCAUCUAAUUAGAGAAAGCUGCUCUUUUUAGAGGCUCUUCAUUGUCCAUAUAAUAUUGGUUCUAACUCUUCAAUAAGUGAGUAUUUAGUUGGAGCCAUAUUAGGAAAAAUAACGGGUCUUGAUUGGUAUAGAUUCUUCAUGGAAAA